Molecule: messenger RNA, 776 nt
Organism: Lates calcarifer (barramundi perch)
Lineage: Eukaryota; Metazoa; Chordata; Actinopteri; Centropomidae
Gene: cnep1r1
Product: CTD nuclear envelope phosphatase 1 regulatory subunit 1
Exons: 6
Coding region: 91-468 (125 amino acids)
Cellular component (GO): Nem1-Spo7 phosphatase complex; cytoplasm
Source: RefSeq, a predicted model, not a curated record
UUAGAGCUUAGCACACAGCCAACGUGGAUUGGUCCGUACGGCCUGUCCUUCCGCGGAAGCAGAGGCAGCAGGGUGCUCGGAGUAGCAGACAUGAAUUCCCUGGAACAGGCCGAAGACCUGAAGGCCUUUGAGAGAAGACUGACAGAGUAUGUCUCUUGUUUGCAACCUGCAACAGGCAGGUGGAGAAUGAUUCUGAUAGUGGUGUCUGUUUGCACGGCUACUGGGGCUUGGAACUGGUUAAUAGACCCAGACACACAGAAGGUUUCAUUCUUUUCAUCACUGUGGAAUCAUCCCUUCUUCACCAUCAGCUGCAUCACUCUAAUAGCUCUCUUCUUUGCGGGGAUACACAAACGAGUUGUGGCACCGUCAAUUAUCGCUGCUCGCUGUCGGACAGUUUUAGCAGAAUACAACAUGUCCUGUGAUGACACGGGGAAACUUAUUCUCAAACCACGACCAAACAUCCAAUAACCACCAGCUUGUGUGUGGCUGUUCAGACAGUGUGCCUGGCCUCAGCUGAUAGCCUGAGCCAUCAGAGACAUCUCAUUUUUGAUGGAAAUACAUUUGGGAGACAGAAGAAAUGAACUGAUAGGGCCUUUUUUAACAGUGUUGGUGUCACCAUUGAAGCUGCUGAUCUGCUCACAUAGUCUUUGAUAUAUUUUACUCCUUCAGUGUGAGUUCAGAUGUGUUUAUUUCUGUUUCUGAUGUUGAGCAUGUAUUUUAUCUAAAUGUUUCUAUUUUUAAAUUUAUUUACCGAAUAAAUACCCCAGGUGUGAAAA